ACUCUGCAAGGACGCAGUGGCUUUGUUAACAGCAUUAUCUUCUCCCCUGAUGGUAAAACGCUAGCCUCUGCGUCGGAUGAUUGUACUGUCCGAGUGUGGGAUAUGUCUUCGACCAAGACAAAACGAGUGUAUACCGGCCAUGUUGGCGGAGUAAAGCAGAUAGCCUUUUCACCUGAUGGUAAUGGGAUUGUUUCUGCAUCAUCCGACCAUAGCUCUGGAACAGCGAAUCCCGUCACGGAGGACUCUCUGCGGAUGAUUGGCAUUCAUUCCACAGAGGUUGUGGCGGCGAUUUAUUCUCCCAACGGGCAGAUGAUCGCAACAGCAUCACCAAGUAAAGUUCGAAAAUAUAGUGCACAGUCCUUAAGCAAGCGAAAGUCACGAAUGACGGACUGGACUAUAAAUUGCCUAGCUUUUAGCCCGGACAACGCCUUAUUGUAUGCCGGCACAAGAGACGGACUUGUAAUGACCUUCACAACGACUAAGCUGGAAGUGAACAGUCGGGUUCGUGCCCGUAAAAACUCCAUCAAUGCGUUGAAGUACUCUCCUGACGGAGAGAUAUUUGCCACAGCAUCUGCAGAUCACACUAUCAGAUUGUGGGAACCUGGCAAGAGUAGUCAUUUGAAAGAGCUAGACGGUCAUUCCGCUGAGGUUAAUACAGUGACUUUCUCGCCAGAUGGGCUUCUGAUAGCAUCGGGUGACACCGGUGGCAAUAUCUGGAUAUGGGACCGCGAGGCUGGUGUGAGAUUGCAAAGACUGCGGUGGAAUCACCUCCGAGUUACAUCCUUGGACUUUUCCCCAUAUCUACCUCUUCUAGUCUGUGCGUUCAAGGAUAGGACCAUCCAGGUG
Talaromyces proteolyticus is the source of this 846-nucleotide messenger RNA. Its product is annotated as WD40-repeat-containing domain protein. Gene Ontology annotation, molecular function: protein binding. The annotation marks the transcript as partial. The transcript has a single exon. The record is from RefSeq and is a predicted model, not a curated record. NCBI's taxonomy places the organism in Eukaryota, Fungi, Ascomycota, Eurotiomycetes, Eurotiales, Trichocomaceae.